AGCGGGAAAGCGGGCGGAGCGAGAGAGCUUCCGCGAUCCCCGGUCGGAAGCCGCCCUCUUCAGGCGGCGCCCCCGCGUGACUGCGCUUUACAUAAUCGCGGCCCCGAGCGUCAUAGUGGCGUAGUCCAAUCUAGACCGAAUCAGAGCCGUCGGGAACGUCACGUUCCGCCCCCUCCCGCUUGAUCGACGUCCUGGCGAACCAGCGAACGGCCGCUUAGCACCGGAGAGCCCGCCCCCGCGCCGGCGGCCCGCCCUCGCCCGCCCGCCCUCCGCAGCCCGCGGCCGGCCGCCGCCGCCAGGUUGUGCCUGAGACUGUCAGAUAAAGCGGCGGGCCGGCGGGCGGGGCGGCGGUGAGCACGGCCCGGGCCGGACAUGGCGGCGCUCUACGCCUGCACCAAGUGCCACCAGCGCUUCCCCUUCGAGGCGCUGUCUCAGGGGCAGCAGCUGUGCAAGGAAUGCCGGAUUGCUCACCCUGUUGUGAAGUGCACCUACUGCAGGACUGAGUACCAGCAGGAGAGUAAAACCAAUACAAUAUGCAAGAAGUGUGCUCAGAACGUGCAGCUGUAUGGAACGCCUAAGCCUUGUCAGUAUUGCAACAUAAUUGCAGCAUUUAUUGGCAAUAAAUGCCAGCGCUGCACGAAUUCAGAGAAGAAGUAUGGACCUCCAUAUUCUUGUGAGCAGUGCAAGCAGCAGUGUGCAUUUGACAGGAAAGAUGAUCGAAAGAAGGUAGAUGGGAAGUUGCUGUGUUGGCUAUGCACGCUGUCAUAUAAGCGUGUCCUUCAGAAGACCAAAGAGCAGAGGAAACAUUUGAGCAGCUCUUCUCGAGCCAGCCAUCAAGAGAAGGAGCAGUACAGUCGCCUGAGUAGUGGCAGCCAUUACAACAGCCAGAAAACACUUUCUACAUCUUCAAUUCAAAAUGAAAUCCCAAAGAAAAAAUCCAAGUUUGAGUCAAUCACAACUAAUGGAGACAGCUUUUCCCCAGACCUGGCUCUGGAUUCACCUGGCACUGACCACUUUGUCAUCAUUGCCCAACUGAAGGAAGAGGUAGCCACUCUGAAGAAGAUGCUGCAUCAGAAGGAUCAAAUGAUCUUAGAGAAAGAGAAGAAGAUCACAGAGCUGAAGGCUGAUUUUCAGUAUCAGGAGUCUCAGACUCGGGCCAAAAUGAACCAAAUGGAGAAAACCCACAAGGAAGUCACAGAGCAAUUGCAGGCCAAAAACCGAGAGCUUCUGAAACAGGCAGCUGCUUUGUCCAAGAGCAAGAAGUCUGAGAAGUCAGGCACCAUAACAUCUCCGUGAACACCCCAAGAAGGCUCCCAGCAACACCAGCCGGUGCUCCUGGGUCACGGUUGGCAACCUGGCUGUUCUGGGAAUUGUGCUUUCCUACAAAAUCUCUAUUUUCUUACCGUUCCCCUUCUUUGUGCGAAUGCAGUGGGCUGAAUGGAAACACCUGGUUUGUGCCAUGCUAUGACUGCAUGCUGAGCGUGUGGGAUUUCACACCUGCUCCUCCUCCUCCUCCGCUCCCCUCUAUGUCAGUACUCGAUGUUUCCCAUAGUGGUCACUGCUCAGUGUAAUGUGCAGAGUUUCUGUCGCCGUCACACCUGUCGUCCGCUGUGCAUCACUGCCACCCUCUGAACCUUGAAAACUGCCACCUGAGACUUUGUGCAGUGAGAGAGCCUUUCUCUCGCCAAUAAACCUUUUGCUUCAGGGUAUACUCUUGGGUUUUUUCCGGGUAUAUUAUGUAUGACCUUUGUACUAUGUAUAGACAGAGUUUUAUUUAUUUUUUAAAAAGGAAACCUUUUCUUGAUAAAGGAAUGAUGAUAGGCUAGCUAGUUCUUGUAAAAGCAAUGCCUCUUUGGAAAAAAAGAAAAAAAAUGCAGUCCUGUUUGCUAGCUUUUAGUAAGAGAAUCCUAUCUUUUCUUUCUUAUUACCUUAGAUUCUCAAUGCUAAGGUAAAUGCUGGGGGCGUGUAAGUGUGGAGCUAAGUGCCUUUGGAGGACUCUGGAAGAGCAUUGAGGAGAUGCUUAAGGGUGCAGAGAAUUGACCAGUCUGUCUUUAAGUCAGGGCAGAAAGAACGGUUGUCCAGGUUGUACUGGACACUUUCCCCCUCUAUCUACCCCUCCUUCUUUUACACAAUUUUAAAUUCCCACACUGCCACUUCUUUUUUAAAAACAUACCUGUUUCUUGCUUGCGUCAGCUGUCAUAUCAGGCUGUUAAUAGAACUUUUUUUUUUUAACAUUAGCAGAUUCAAGUGGGAUAAGAUUUGAACUGCUUGUGUGUCUCCAGGGCUUGGCGUGGGCCUCCCUGAGUGUUCCCUUCACAUCUUGACCCAGUAGGCCGGUGGGAAGGGACAGGUUCAUGUGGAGCCUCACUCCUCGAUUUUUGUGAAAGAAACUAGAGAUGGACAGUAGGUGCCAUGACACAGAACAAACCCUGAAUCAGUGCAAGGGUGUCAGAGCCGAUCAUGAAGACAGGUGACAUCUGUACCACAUCCGCCAGCGAUAGACAGGUGGGGUCACUGUUCUCAGCAGGCGCUCCGCACUUUGUGGUUGCAUUGUCAGAAGAGACUCACGCACACAGAUGGACAGAUACAGACGUGAGGCUCUUUCCGACAGGAGACUGGAAGGGCCAUGGAUUUAUUUGUCGCCGUGGUAGGGAAUGCAGUUUUGCCUUCUAAGCAGGGAAAAUUGCUGUGCUGAAUCAUUUUGUAACUUUUUGACUGAGAAACUUUGAGGUAAAGAUAACUGUCAGUCAUACACUACUUUUCAGAUGUGUUUGCAUUGGCUGUGGGGAAAAGAUGGUAGAAAAAGAAUGACAGCCAUGGUUUCUUAAAGCGUAAGACUGAGAAAUUGUGGAUGUGAAAUAUGACAGUAUACAGAUGCUCAUUCAGUUUUAUACUAAAUCUUUUUUUAAGGUCUUAGCAUUUAAUACUCAGCAAACCUACACAUUUUCUAAACGAACAUGAGCUCCUGAAUGGUAAAGAGUAUAAACCUCAGUCUUGAAAUGUUGAUUUUUUUUUAAAUCAUGACAGCAUUUUACCAUGAAAUUGAGUAACUUUUGGUAACACCUUCCAUUUCUUUGUAUGUUUGUAAUAAUGGACAUUUUAAAACAUAGGAGUGUUUUGGUUUGUACAGACUUUGACAAAUGUGUGUUAAUAAAAUUCAUAUUGACUCAGAUGAA
Molecule: messenger RNA, 3176 nt
Organism: Mesocricetus auratus (golden hamster)
Lineage: Eukaryota; Metazoa; Chordata; Mammalia; Rodentia; Cricetidae
Gene: Fam76a
Product: family with sequence similarity 76 member A
Exons: 9
Coding region: 373-1296 (307 amino acids)
Source: RefSeq, a predicted model, not a curated record